Molecule: messenger RNA, 2376 nt
Organism: Toxorhynchites rutilus septentrionalis
Lineage: Eukaryota; Metazoa; Arthropoda; Insecta; Diptera; Culicidae
Product: heat shock 70 kDa protein cognate 4
Exons: 2
Coding region: 189-2153 (654 amino acids)
Biological process (GO): protein refolding; cellular response to unfolded protein; vesicle-mediated transport
Cellular component (GO): nucleus; plasma membrane; cytosol
Molecular function (GO): heat shock protein binding; misfolded protein binding; ATP hydrolysis activity
Source: RefSeq, a predicted model, not a curated record
UCGCUCUAGCCGUCGCUCUCCCACAUUUACUGAACAGCAUUUGAGUAGAGACUACCACUAGUUUGUGGAGAACGAGGAAUCCAUAUUCCUGUAGCGCGUGUUUUAAGAAGGAAGUAGUGAGUGAACAAAGUUGAAAUAAAACGAAUUCUUUUGGUGAAAAAUCGAAUAUUUGAUCUGAAAAAGCAGAGAUGGCAGCCAAAGCACCAGCAGUCGGUAUUGAUUUGGGUACCACAUACAGUUGUGUGGGAGUGUUCCAGCAUGGCAAGGUGGAAAUCAUUGCCAACGAUCAGGGUAACCGGACGACCCCAUCAUAUGUGGCGUUCACCGAUACUGAGCGUUUGAUCGGCGAUGCCGCCAAGAAUCAGGUUGCCAUGAACCCAUGCAACACCAUUUUCGAUGCUAAGCGUUUGAUUGGUCGUAAAUUCGAUGAUCCAGCUAUCCAAGCUGACAUGAAGCACUGGCCAUUCACAGUCAUAUCUGUCGAGAGCAAACCUAAGAUCCAGGUCGAAUACAAGGGCGAAACAAAGAAUUUCUUUCCAGAGGAAAUCAGUUCAAUGGUACUGACCAAGAUGAAGGAAACCGCCGAAGCCUAUCUCGGCAAGACGGUUACCAAUGCCGUGGUCACGGUGCCUGCAUAUUUCAACGACUCGCAACGUCAGGCUACCAAGGAUGCCGGUACUAUUGCCGGCUUGAACGUGUUGCGUAUUAUUAACGAACCCACUGCCGCUGCCAUUGCCUAUGGUUUGGACAAAAAGACCGCUGGCGAACGUAACGUGCUGAUUUUCGAUCUUGGCGGCGGUACUUUCGAUGUCUCUAUUCUGUCGAUCGAUGACGGUAUUUUCGAGGUCAAAUCCACCGCUGGUGAUACCCAUCUCGGUGGUGAAGAUUUUGAUAACCGUCUGGUAAAUCACUUCGCUACUGAGUUCAAGCGCAAGCAUAAGAAGGAUUUGUCGACGAACAAGCGCGCUCUUCGUCGUCUGCGCACUGCUUGCGAACGAGCGAAGCGUACCCUGUCCUCGUCUACUCAGGCCAGUAUCGAAAUCGACUCGCUGUUCGAGGGUACAGAUUUCUAUACUUCGAUCACCCGUGCCCGUUUCGAGGAACUGAACGCUGAUCUGUUCCGUUCUACGAUGGACCCCGUCGAGAAAGCCAUCCGUGAUGCUAAGAUGGAUAAGGCUAGCAUCCACGAUAUUGUUCUCGUCGGAGGAUCGACACGUAUUCCGAAGGUGCAGAAGCUUCUGCAGGACUUCUUCAACGGCAAGGAACUGAACAAGUCUAUCAAUCCUGAUGAGGCUGUUGCUUAUGGUGCUGCUGUUCAGGCCGCCAUUUUGCAUGGAGAUAAGUCUGAAGAGGUGCAGGAUCUGCUGCUGCUCGACGUUACUCCACUGUCGCUUGGUAUUGAAACUGCCGGAGGUGUUAUGAGCGUGUUGAUCAAGCGUAACACCACUAUCCCAACAAAGCAGACCCAAACCUUCACCACAUACUCGGAUAACCAGCCCGGUGUGUUGAUCCAGGUAUUCGAAGGUGAACGUGCCAUGACCAAGGAUAACAAUCUUCUCGGAAAAUUUGAACUGUCCGGAAUCCCGCCGGCCCCACGUGGUGUUCCACAGAUCGAAGUCACCUUCGAUAUCGAUGCCAACGGUAUACUGAACGUCACUGCCCUGGAGAAGUCCACCAACAAGGAGAACAAGAUCACCAUUACCAACGACAAGGGUCGUCUCAGCAAGGAGGACAUUGAACGCAUGGUUAACGAAGCCGAGAAGUACCGUUCGGAAGAUGAGAAGCAGAAGGAGACCAUUUCUGCCAAGAAUGCUCUGGAGUCUUAUUGUUUCAACAUGAAGGCUACCAUGGAGGAUGAUAAGCUGAAGGACAAAAUCACAGACAGCGAUAAGACUCUAAUCAUGGACAAAUGCAAUGACACCAUCAAAUGGCUCGAUGCCAACCAGUUGGCCGACAAGGAGGAGUACGAGCACCGCCAGAAGGAGCUGGAAUCCGUCUGCAGUCCGAUCAUCACCAAGCUGUAUCAGGGUGCUGGUGGCGUGCCGGGUGGUAUGCCAGGUUUCCCAGGUGGUGCCCCGGGAGCUGGCGCAGGUGCCGGUGCUGCUCCAGGCGCCGGUUCCGGAUCCGGACCAACCAUCGAGGAAGUUGAUUAAAUGUUGCAGUCAAUCCGACCCUCGCAUGAGCUACCGCCGUCAUGCAAUCCAAAAAGCCCUGUUGUGGCUUGAGAAGAACACUUUUCUUGUUUUUGUUGGUUUAAUUUGUUCCUCUCUUUGAAAACUACAAACAUGUGCCACAAAGAUGACUGCUAGAAGGUAACAAUUGGCCUUCAAAAAAUGGAAUAAAAUAAACUAGCGAAAGCGAUUUAAGAAUAUGAAA